CCGGUUGCUACUGGCGGUAACCAUUUUUAACUCAAUCGUCGUAGUAAAUCUAAUAUAUUCAUACCAUCUGCGACAAGUAUUCAAGAUAUUUCGAGAGGAGGCCGCUAUACUUAAUCGACCGUAGCUCGGACGACCUGGGAAGCUCGACGUUUCUCGGUUGGGCUCCAGAUUUAGAAUCUUUCCCUCAUGUGGUUCUUCAACAUGGUUCUUUUUGCCGUCCUUUGCGGAUCGUUUCGACAGCGAAUAGUACAAGCUUUUGUCCAGAAAAAUGUCUUUUUUGCUUCCUUAGCGGCGCGUGCCAAGAGUUCGGGAUUAGGGGCAGUGGACGUCGGGACGCCGGCAACCGCUUUUGAUGAUGGCAAGCGUCCGUUUCAGAUUACAACGCCGAUCUAUUAUGUGAACGACAAACCGCACAUCGGCCAUGCCUACACGUCCACUGCGUGCGAUGUGAUUGCACGAUUCAUGAGGCUUUCCGGACGGGAUGUCUUUUUCCUCUCUGGAACCGAUGAACACGGCGAAAAAGUGGAGCAAUCAGCCGAAAAGCAAAACAUGGAUCCGCAGGGCUUCGUAGACCAAGUCUCGGUUAACUUUCGUGAGCUGUUAGAACUCAUGAAUAUUUCCAACGACAAGUUUAUUCGUACCACGAGCGAGGAUCAUAAAAAGUCUGUUCAGCACUUUUGGAAUGUUAUGGUCGAAAAAGGCUACAUUUAUAUGGGCACGUACUCUGGAUGGUAUUCCGUCAGGGAUGAAUGCUUCUAUACAGAAUCGGAGCUGAUCGACGGCAAAGCCCCGACCGGAGCAGAAGUGUCCUGGGUAGCCAAAGAAGAAUCAUAUUUCUUUAAACUCAGCCAAUUUGAAGAAAAAUUGUUGGACCUUUACGAAAGAAAUCCUCACUUUAUUGCUCCAGAAUCACGAAAGAACGAAGUUGUGAGCUUUGUCAAAGGUGGCCUGCGAGACCUAUCCAUUAGUCGAACAUCAUUCAAAUGGGGUGUACCAGUUCCUGACGACGAGGAUCAUGUCAUGUACGUUUGGGUAGAUGCCUUGACGAACUACAUUUCAGCCCUGGGGUACCCAGAUAUGGGCGAGGGAUCUGACUUCAGCAAGUUUUGGCCGGCCUCUAUCCAUAUUGUAGGCAAAGAUAUUCUGCGAUUUCAUGCUGUCUAUUGGCCGGCCAUGUUGAUGGCCGCCGAAUUACCGCUUCCAAAGCGGUUAUUUGCUCAUGGUUGGUGGACGAAAGAUGGUCAGAAGAUUUCCAAGUCCAUCGGCAACGUGAUUGAUCCUGUAGAAUUGGUAAACAAGUACGGGGUGGACCAAACUCGGUUCUUUCUCAUGUCGGAAGUAAAUUUUGGGAACGAUGGAGAUUUCUCGGACAGAGCUAUGAUCCAGAAGUGCAACACAAAUCUUGCGAAUGAGCUUGGAAACCUGUGUCAAAGAACACUUUCCCUGGUAUUCAAAAACUGCGAAAAGGCCGUUCCUAACCCUGUCGGCGCGUACACACCAGAGGACGAGGCUUUGCUGGAAUCGGCCCGGAAUCUACGGAACAAGGUAGCAACCGAGAUUUCCCAACAGUCUAUUUUGAAAUACGUUCAUGCCAUGGUCGAAAUGAUUUGGGAAGCAAACAAAUACAUUGACGAAAUGGCGCCCUGGGCGCUGAAAAAGACAGACCCGGAACGGAUGGCCACUGUGUUGUACGUUUUAUUAGAAGUUCUUCGGUAUUCAGCAAUCCUUUAUCAACCGUUAAUUCCAGAAUCGGCUGGAAAGAUUUUAGAUCAGUUGACGGUACCCGCAAAUGAACGCACGUUCCUGCAUCUAAGUGAAGAAUACAGCAUCAAGGCCGGUGCAGCGAUUUCCAAACCUGUUGGAAUAUUUCCACGAAUCGAAAUGCCGGCGGACGAGUUGGUAGAAGCAUAGAUAACGUCACUCUAAAAUGGUUUUGACUGUGAAUCUGAGUUACAGUGAGGUAGA
This is a messenger RNA of Phaeodactylum tricornutum CCAP 1055/1, 1965 nucleotides long. RefSeq lists its product with no specific name. Lineage: Eukaryota; Bacillariophyta; Bacillariophyceae; Surirellales; Neidiaceae. The coding region runs from base 187 to 1911 and encodes 574 amino acids. Gene Ontology annotation, molecular function: ATP binding; methionine-tRNA ligase activity. Gene Ontology annotation, biological process: methionyl-tRNA aminoacylation. The record is from RefSeq and is a predicted model, not a curated record. The transcript has 4 exons.